AUUAAUUGGAAUUGUUGCGGAUCAGCAUCAGUUCAGCUUGUUCGUUGAAAAACUAUUCGACCGAUAUCAAGAUGAAGGUUAUUUUCGUGUUUGCUCUUGCUCUGGCACAAGUUCUUGCCGCUGACCUCCCAGGCACAGUGGAAAUUAGCAACCUGCCAGCUGACAUCCAAGGAGAAAUAGAGAUCUCCAACUUGCCCGCCAACAUCGAGUCUCAAGGAGAAAUUGAAAUUUCAAACCUGCCAUCUGACAUCGAAAGCGAAGUAGAAAUCUCCAACUUGCCAGCUGAAAUCGAAGCUGAAGGCAGCAUCGACAUCUCCAACUUGCCUGCUGACAUCGCAAGUGAAGUGGAAAUCUCCAACUUGCCUGCUGAAAUCGAAAGCGAAGUGGAAAUCUCCAACUUGCCUGCUGAAAUCGAAAACGAAGUGGAAAUCUCCAAUUUGCCCGCUGAAAUCGAAGGUGAAGGAAGCAUCGACAUUUCCAACUUGCCUGCAGAAAUCGAAUCUGGCGACAGCAUUGAUAUCUCCAACUUGCCCGCUGAAGUCGACGCUACUCCCACCUGUGUGAAAUAUGUCCGUGCCCUCCUCCAAGAAGUGCUCAACAGCUUGCCCGGAAGCGUAGAAGCCGCUCAACGCCCAACCGUUGAAGUUGAAACUGUCCCAACUCCCCAAGACGCUUGCACUUUGUGCUUCCAGAAAAUCCAGCUCUUGAUCGAGAAAUCCAACAGCAGAAGCAGCGCCUCUCUUACUUUCUAAAUUUCCGGCCCAGCUUCGUUGAUCAAUUGUUUUGCUGUUCAACGUUUGCGAAAAAAAUCAAAAAUGUCAACACUAAUUUUGAAUAAACAUGAUUAUUAACAA
Molecule: messenger RNA, 854 nt
Organism: Dendroctonus ponderosae (mountain pine beetle)
Lineage: Eukaryota; Metazoa; Arthropoda; Insecta; Coleoptera; Curculionidae
Exons: 2
Coding region: 72-752 (226 amino acids)
Source: RefSeq, a predicted model, not a curated record